CUCAACCCAUGUUCUUUAUUUGUUUAACUUUUGUAAAGGUUGUUGAUGUACUAAAGGUGGUUGAUUUGUUGUUUGAUAUGCUCACUGAACCAAUAGCAUGCUUGUGUUUCAAUUUCUGAGCAUAAUAAAGAAACUAAAAAACGACUGAUUUGCAUCAGUUGAGAACUGCAAGCCUGUCUCUUACAUAUAUUAAACAGUAGAAACCAAAACAUGGAGUCAUGAAGUAAAGCAUUCUCUGAUGAGAAAUAUAGUUUACUUUGAAAAGAACCUUUUCUGGUCUAAAUAAAGGGGAGUGUCCAACAGUUGAAUCCAUCAAUAGCCUAUAGGCUCCUACAACUACAAGUAUUCCCUUUGCUUUGUUGAGAGUCACAGUCAAAAGGUUUCAGCCAAGUUCAUCAUUUGGAGAAAGCUCAAGCCUUGAGGGUGUGGUCAUUCGAUCAUGGCUUGCAGUCUUUAUUUGAUUCUGUUUCUCUUUCUUUCAAGCUUGUGGAGUACUUGCAAUGGUGCAAUAAACACACUGGAACCAGGUGAUACUCUCAAUUCUUCAAGCUCCUUAAUUUCUGCAAACGAGAAGUUCAUUUUGAGUUUUCGUAGAUAUGAUGAUGCUUCAAGCUUGAGCUACCUGGUAAUAAAAUGGCAUGGGAGUAAAAAUUAUGCAUGGGUUGCAAAUCCAUACACACCUGUUUUAUACCCUUUUGGAGUUCUUACUUUGGACAGGAAACACACAUUGAAAAUCACACCGAAAGAUGGUGAUCCAGUUGUGCUUUACUCGGCUUCAGAGACAGGCAAUAGUAGUGUAUUGGCUACCCUCUUGGAUGAUGGCAACUUUGUGCUGCAAGAAGUGAGCUCUGAUAGAUUGUCGAAGAGGGUUUUAUGGCAAAGUUUUGAUUAUCCAGGAGAUGUGCUUCUGCCAGGUAUGAAAUUAGGGGUUAAUUAUAGAAAUGGCCACAACUGGUCACUUUCAUCAUGGUUGACUGAGAAAAGUGCAAUUCCAGGAUCUUUCACUCUUGAUUGGGACCCUGAGGAACAUGAGUUGAAAGUUAGGCGACGAGGGGUAGUUUAUUGGAGUAGUGGAGUCUUUAGAGAUGGGAGUUUUGCAAAUUUUAAGCACAAGAAGUAUAAUUUCAGCAUUGUUUCAAAUGAGAAUGAAGAUUACUUCAGUUACUCUGCUGUCGAUCAAAAUGCCAGACCACAAUGGCUGCUAACCACAAUUGGGAGACUGUACGACUUUGAUGGAUCAGUGGAUAUUGCAAAAGUGGAUUCCUGUUAUGGAUAUAACACUGAAGGAGGAUGUCAGAUUUGGGAUGCACCAAGUAAGUGUCGGGAUUUUGGUGAUGUAUUCCGGCAAGAUAACGGGUACUUUAAUCCAAUAGGUCCGAUCGCAGUAACAUCUAGCAGUGACUCAAACACAAGUCUCAGUAUUAGUGAUUGUAAGGCUACUUGUUGGGCAGAUUGUAACUGUCGUGGAUUCAUAUUUCUUUUUCCUAAUCAGACUGGAUGUCGGUAUUGGACUGGAGACUUGCAGUUCAUAGCAGACAGAACAGGUUAUAGUUCAAGUGUUGUUUACUUUCUAACAAAAAGGUCAGCCAGCAGCCACUCACAUAAGUGGAUAUGGACCGGUGCUGCUAUUGCCACUGCUCUAUUGGUAUUGGUGCUUUGCAUAGUAUGCUGGUGGUUAAGAAGGAAGAAACUUGUUGUGUCAGGGAAGAACAAGAUAAAGAUUGAUGAGUUGAAGUUACAUCGCUCAAGGGGAUCUGACAUUUCAAUUGAUGUCCAUGGGACUCAAACUGAUGGAUCGAUGGGACAGGAUUUAAGAGCAUUUAGCUAUAAAUCUGUCAUGACUGCCACAGAAUACUUCUCCUUAGAGAACAAGAUAGGAGAGGGGGGCUUUGGACCUGUUUAUAAGGGAAAAAUGCUGACAGGUCAAGAAAUAGCUGUAAAGGCACUUUCAAGCUGUUCGGGGCAAGGAGAAGUAGAAUUUAAGAAUGAAUUGAUACUCGUAUCUGAACUCCAACAUACUAAUCUAGUUAAGCUUUUCGGAUUUUGCAUCCAUGAUAAAGAGAGGAUGCUAAUAUAUGAGUAUAUGCCAAACAAGGGUCUGGACAACAUUUUAUUUGAUUCAACCAGACGCAUGCUACUAGAUUGGAAGAAGCGUUUCAACAUAAUUGAAGGAAUCGCCCAAGGAUUGCUUUACUUGCACAAGUACUCAAGAUUGAAAGUAAUUCAUAGAGAUCUUAAAGCUAGUAACAUACUACUUGAUGAGAAUAUGAAACCCAAAAUAUCUGAUUUUGGUAUGGCAAGGAGUUUCAUGCUAAAUGAAGUUGAAGCAAAUACUAGACGGAUUGUUGGAACACAUGGUUACAUGUCUCCUGAGUAUGCUAUGCAGGGUAUCUUUUCUGGAAAGUCUGAUGUCUUCAGUUUUGGAGUGUUGAUGCUCGAAAUUAUAAGUGGCAGAAAAAACAACAGUUUUCACAGUACUCAUCGCGCACUCAAUUUAGUAGGAUAUGCGUGGCAGCUUUGGCAAGAAGGUGCAGGUCUAGAAUUGAUGGACGAAACACUAAGUGAUUCAUGUGUUGAAAAUCAGUUAAUACGAUGCAUCCAUGUUGGUCUACUAUGUGUUGAAGAAGAUCCAGAACUUCGACCAACCAUGUCAGAAGCCAUAUCUAUGUUGACAAAUGAAAGCUUGCCUUUGCCUAUACCAACAAGGCCAGCAUCUUUUCCAGUAAGACAUCCGGCUGCAGCUGAUACAAGAGGAACAAAUUCCGAAAUAUUAUCAGAAAAUGGCUUGUCCACCUCCGUUAUUAUAGGGCGAUGAAGGCCCUACUGUCAUGUUCGGCGUGCCUCAGUUAUCCAUCGGUCAGUGUAAUGGUACUUACUGUAGUUUGAAAAUUUAGCUUUGCUAGACAGCUUAUUAAGGAAGAUCACUUCAGUGGCACUUGUAUGUGCUGUGGAAGAAGGUUGCUUGCUUAAGAAUCUGUCCUGGUAGAGUUAGAUCAAAUGUAAUUAGAUAAGGGCCUCUUUGUCAAACAGUGUCCUCUAUUCUAGUACAUAACUCCUCUGGAUUUUGUUUGUAACCAUGAAAUAGGUAAUCAAGUGUACAGACAGUAGUCACUUUGCUUGUACUUGACGUGCAUUUCAAUUGACCUUU
This is a messenger RNA of Argentina anserina (silverweed cinquefoil), 3148 nucleotides long. Its product is annotated as G-type lectin S-receptor-like serine/threonine-protein kinase CES101. The record is from RefSeq and is a predicted model, not a curated record. Lineage: Eukaryota; Viridiplantae; Streptophyta; Magnoliopsida; Rosales; Rosaceae. The transcript is spliced from 7 exons. Gene Ontology annotation, molecular function: ATP binding; protein serine/threonine kinase activity. Bases 440 to 2815 code for a protein of 791 amino acids. Gene Ontology annotation, cellular component: plasma membrane. Gene Ontology annotation, biological process: protein phosphorylation.